UUUACAUGUUAUGAUCGUGCACGCAAUUCCGCAGGAUCCCCCCUCAGCGGCCGCCGUUGGAGACGCCUCAAAUGUCUCUCAAAGGAGCCUGCAUUACUACUUCGAGGACGGAGAUUUGGCCAUAAAGAUACGUCUCACUAGGUUGAAAACACGCUAUAUCGGAUUCACUCCUUUCACCUGCAAAGGUCAACCACGCGCCUUGACUGGCUCCUUGCAGCUUGGAGAAGCACUCCUACUAGAUCAGCAGAGCACGGAGAACCAGAUGUAAAGCCAAUGCUUCUUCCCGACGUCAAAUGCAAAGACUUCGAUGGCUUGCUCUGGUUCUUCUAUGAGUCUGGAUACAGCUGGAGCGAUGAGGCGGACACAUCCAUGAACGAAAUAUGGAACAGCGUUCUGCUGCUCGCCGAGGAGUUUGAGAUGGAGCAAGUCGCCAGGGUCGCCUGCCACGCUCUCGCUCGCGCCCGCGCCCUCAAUGACAUCCUGAAAAUAUCCCUCUACGUCAGGCACAAGAUGCCAGACGACUGGGUUAUGGAGGCUAUCAAGCAUACUAUCUGCCGCAAGGAGCCCUUGACCUUGUCGGAGGCGCGCCUGGUGAAAGGCGACAUGGCUGCGCUGCUCGCCCGGUCGCGCGAAGAAUGUCUAAUGGGGUCCCUCGACCCCGCCCCAUGCUCCCAGCCGACCUGCUCCAUCUGUUCGAUAGUGACCCCGGGAGCGAAGGCCAUCUGCCACAAGGGCAUCCAUAUCUGCCGUAACACGGGCAACUUGAUGCCGCACGCAAUGCCGUGCACCUCGACGCCGACCCCGAGGGAUAUUGCGGCGAGAUGCGCGAAGCGAUUGAUUGCCACAUUCAAGGUGGAGAGCCCCAGGAAAAUGGGUAAUGCGAUACUCGAAUCGCGAAGCAGGCUAUGGGGCUGUCAGAGCGGCGAUAUAUUCUUGCAGGUUGAGGGUCAUCUCUUCCGUAUGCACUCGUAUCAUCUCAAGCGGGCUUCCCUCGUCUUCUCGGACAUGUUCAGGCUACCUACAUCGCCUGCAAACUCGGAAGAGGGCGCGACCGAGAACGACCCCGUCGUCCUCGACGUGAAGGCUGAGGACUUCGAAAACCUACUCUGGUUCUUCUACGACUCGCCAUACGAAUGGUCCCCCACCCCCGACCCCACUUCCCUCCCCAAAUGGGAGUCUGUCCUCAAGCUCGCCGACAUCUUCGACAUGCGCGACGCCAGCGUCGUCGCCCUCCACGCCCUCGACCGCGCGGGCACGCUCUGCGACGUGCGCAAAAUCGCCCUGAGCGUCAAAUUGGGCCUCGGCCGCAACUGGGCGUGGGCGUCGAUCAAGCGGCUCUGCACGCGCGAGGAGGCGGUCACGAUUGAGGAGGCAUGCGAGAUGGGGCCGGCCAUGACGGCGUCGAUAGCGCUGGCGAGGGAGACAUUGUUGAAGAAGGGCAAGAAGGGCAAGGUCGAGGAGACUCUGCGAAGUUGCAUACCGGAUAUAGGCGUGGAUAAAUAAUGCGCGUCCAUGAUCUACCUACGACACCACGCACACGAACAUCCGUGCCGACCGAAUCUAUAUUAUAGGCCGUACCCAAUCUACUGAACCGUGUAUACAGUACGUAUACUCCCUCUAUU
Molecule: messenger RNA, 1622 nt
Organism: Schizophyllum commune H4-8
Lineage: Eukaryota; Fungi; Basidiomycota; Agaricomycetes; Agaricales; Schizophyllaceae
Exons: 7
Coding region: 274-1503 (409 amino acids)
Molecular function (GO): protein binding
Source: RefSeq, a predicted model, not a curated record